Pocillopora meandrina is the source of this 12794-nucleotide messenger RNA. NCBI's taxonomy places the organism in Eukaryota, Metazoa, Cnidaria, Anthozoa, Scleractinia, Pocilloporidae. The record is from the annotation of a GenBank genome assembly.
CGCAACGGCACAUUUAAAGUCGAGACAGUCGGAACCAUAGCUAGGAAACGUGAUAAAGCGAUUCGUUGUUUUAAGACGACGAAACUACAACUAAAGGACGCCUAAAAACUACAGACUGUUCCAUUUCAAGCUUGACUUGUCUAUUUCACUAUUGUAUUUUUGGCGGUUACGGCGUUAACCAACUGCUGUAACACUAAACCAUUUCAGUUUACGGUGAGUAGAUUGAUGCGAUACUAAGCCACUGCGGCUUACGAUUAACCAUUUGCCGAUAACUUAAGCCAUUUCACACUACUCUGAACCGUUUAUGUCAAGUCACGGAACCAAAGUACAGUUAGCUCAACCGUUUGUUAUUUCAUUAACAUUAACAUUAACAUUUCAUUUCAUUAACUGAACCACUUCAGUUAACGCUUCAGUUAAUCGUGUUUUUAUUGAAUCAGUUCAACAAUGGUGGCUGCACAGUUUCUGAAUUGUAAAAAGCAUUUUUUGUUUGAAUAUUUCAUUUCACCAAAGGCGACUUGUCCAUUUGUACUUUCUCGGAUUUUGUUAUCUCUCGAGAUAAAAAAAACCGUUCUCCAAAAGACAAUUAGGCCAUUUCUGUUUAUUACAAAUCAUUUACUAUGCCUGUAUUUCCGGCAAUACGAGUGCUUACAAAACCUGACGACUGCGCAGCGGGAGUUUGCUCUGUUUUUCACGAGUAUGAUUAUAGACCGAAUUUGACGACACGGAGCGAGCAUCGGAGCCCGGAAUUCGAAGGUAUUAGAUUUGAUUCCUCAUGGGGACUCAGAAUUUUUUCUUUGUCCCACGCUCGUGACAAGACGAAAAACAUCUUUCUUUAGGACACGAAGUUUUAUUACCAAUUCGCAUGAUUCCGAGUGCAAUUUGAAAUAAAUAAGCACGAGUAAAUUUUUACAAGACUAACGAAAUUGCACUCGCCCUAUGGGCUCGUGCAAUUUGUGCAACCAAAAAGCUGUGCUUUUUACAAUAUUUUCGUUAUUAGAGCUGUUUUUCAGCUGCUGUAUUGUUGUUACGGUGGUGAAACUGAAACCUACUUAAAAACGCCGGCCAUUGUUACGCUCGCCAAUUUUUAGCGUAUCCAAAUGUUGCCACAUCCAAGGCUCGCAUUUGAUUGGCUAUCAGUGAGUUUCUUUUCUUAUUGACCAAUCAGAAUGUCUGGUUUUGUCACUUCUUUACACUGAAUUGACCCUAUUCUGCAUUUAAUUACCUGCAAACUGCAUUUAUCUUAACCAAUCAGAGCUGAGUAAUUUUUUCAUGUAUAUUAAUAAUCAUAAAAAUUACAAUUUCCGAGAAAAGAAGAAUGACUAAGUCAGGGGGAAAAAAAGGGAAAAUUUGCAUUAAAAGACUGACAAAGGAGGCGUGAGUCUGAGAGAGUCUAAGAGUCUGAGGAGUCUGUACACUGUUUCCAUGGCGAUUAAUACCAAGGUUGUGAUUGAUUGAUUUAAGCUACAGUUUUGAAUGUGGUUGGCUUAUUGAACUGUCCGAUAAAAACUUGGCAAGUGAAUUAGUGGAAAAUGGGAGUUUUUUAAACCAAUCACAGUCGAGGAAAUUGUAAUUUUCAUGAUUUUAAUGAUAGUAGCAAUAAUAUUAUUAUAAUAAUAAUGAUCAUGCUGAUAUUAAAACGCUGUAAUAAUAGAGGGCAACACUUGACAUAAAUAGAGAUACUGAAAAUCCUGUGGCCCUGCGUCAUCUGAAAAAUACAUCACUGAAAUAAAUACCAAAUUGAAAUUGAAAAUAGCACAUUUAUGCAAUACUAUGUCGGUGUUUUUUGUCUUUGAAGACAAUUUAUAGGUAAAGAAUGUUUUAGAUCCAUUAUGCAGGGUCUAUUCAUGUUUCUACGUGUUUUGUCUUUAUUUACUGUACACAGCAUGUCCUCUUUGAGUUUUAAGAUGCUUUGGUUCUUAAAGAUGCGUAAAUAAAGAUUCAUUGAUUUGAGCUUAAAAUAAUGAAUAAAAAUACCCAUUGACAAACCUGCUAAUUGGUCGCUUUGACUUCGCCACAUCGGCUGAAGAAUAAGUUGACACUAAUUUAAGGGAACUUUUUAAUCUUCUCGAAAGUUCAGCGUCAAAAUAUAUUUGUAACCUAAGAAACACCCGGCUGGCUAUGAGAUAAUUGAAAUGAAAGAUGAACUAUUCAAAGGAAAGCUAGGAAGCAUAUCCGCAUUGAAUAAAGCGUUUUUCACGCUGAGAGAGUAUUUCAGUCGUUUUGAUAGCGCAAUACAUCUGCUUCCACACUAGGCGAGAAGUCAGAGAUUGAAACUAAGUGCAUAAUUAGUAAGUGAGAGUGAUGCCAUUAAUGGUUUCGACAUGAUUUAUUGCCAUCAUCCUGAAGUAAUCAUCAAAUGUAAAAAUGCCCAUUUUCAAGAUCUGCUCUAUCAUUUAUAAUGCACGAUUAAGUAUAUUUUUACGUUACAAUCUUCGUGCGUCAUAUGCAAUGCCGAUUACAUCGGUUUUGUUUCGACGUGUUCAACUAAUAACAGAAUGGUGAAUUUUUACUUUCCAAAUUUUAAUAGUUUCUUCUUAACCACGUCAUGCACUGAGAUAAAAACAGGUUUUAUGGAAAUAAAGGUUGCCUUUAGUUAAGUUUAUGUUGAAUUUUUGCAAAUUGCUUUUAGAUGCUCGUAUCACGUCAUUCAUUUAAGUUUAACAAAAUCUUAUCAGGUACUGUUGUCAUUGAGGCAAAAAAAUCGUAAUUUUUUUUCCUGUUUAGCUCAAAAUAUAGUUGCAAAUGCAAAGGGUAUUUAAGAAAUGUCAAAGGAAAAAGAUGAAAUAAUGUUAUUGUUGAUAUUAAAUUUAAACUAGCUAAAAAACAACGAAAGCAACCCCGACUCUAAUGGUGAUCAUAUUAUAUCAGCAAAAAUUUAAACAGUUUCGGAAGAUUCUCAUCAGUUAACGCGUAGUUGUUUUUUUUUUCUUUGAUAAAUGCUUCGAAUGAACUGAUCUUCUCGAAAAUGCUUUCAUUUUUGUCCAGUAUCAACGCGACUGGAGAUAACAGAAAAUGAUCAAACGCUCUCUGCUGAAUAUUUACGGCAUUUUAUGGACUACGUGUGUUUUAACACCAUAGUGUUACAGUUUCAAAGAAGUACUGUGGUUAUGCAAUGUUUUUCAAGGUUCCCAACCUUGGAAAAAAAUGCAGACAAAAUUGAUUCUUCCUCAUAAACUUUUUGCGAAUGAUUACUACUAUCGAACAACCUAUAGACUCACCUUUCUUUGAAAUCAAAAUAGCAGAUAACAUCCAAGGUAACAUUAGAACUACUGCAAACAUUGUUUUAGUUUCAGAAGGACGUUUUGCUUUCCACACACUAAAGAAACCUUGUCAAAGCUGCCCCCAAGCUUGAUAAAUUAUUAUCAUAAAUUAAAUCUUUCUGUAUUCGGUGUUUACGUAUUGCGCCAAACCGCCAGCUGGUAGCUGUUAUGAUCUUGUCUCUCUCACGAUGAUAUAAUUAUCUUAUGUCCUGCCCCCGCGGCUGAAUGCCCGGGGGCAGGACACAAGAUCCCACAUGGACUGAAUGCCCGUUUAAAUGCAGACAGAAAUUUUCAUAUGAUUUCUACACAAUAAUUAUUUCAAACUUCCUAAGAGUAUCAGAUGUUUUCGGUCUAGACAUUUCAAGCGAUUCCAAUAGUUGUUUUGACUUUUUAGUGAACAAAUUUUCCAAACUUAUGCAUGCUGUCAAACUGUUUCGCUGUCGACACUUAAAAGCAUUUGAGAAAGCAUUUCCUGGAGCGGUUUCAAAUAAACUUAACUGAUGCAUGUCCGGCAGUCAGAAUUAAGAAUUAUUCACCGCAUUCCCACAGGAAACCUAAUGCGAACCUGAUGAGUGUGUUCAAAGUUUGAUCAGAAAUGCCAAGUGAUUCCAAAGAUGUCAAUAUAUUUUUUUUUUUCAGUGGAAGAUUAUUGCGAGCUUGUGUAUAUCACAAUUUUAAUCGCCAGAAUUGAGCCACUGCCUAAUUUAAUUUCACAGCAAGCCACCACAAUACAAACAUUUUAUUUUGAAUAAAACUCAUCUCUUCAACUGUGUUUAUCAUGAGUAAAGAAGAAAACGGACAAAAACUUAGAUGGCACAUAAGACUGCAAUUUGGCGCAGAAGCGGAUUAAGACGUGAAAAUUUAGCACUUCGAAAUUAAGGCCCUUUCCACUAAACUGGAAAAUUAUUGUUAAUAAUUCUUCCCAAAUAUUUUUCUUGGCAACAGUUCCCUAAUGAAUUCUCUCGAUAUUUCGGACAAACGUUUCCUUAGGAAAAAGUUUGCAUCACAAGUAUUUAACGCCUUCUUCGGUAUAAAUAAAAAUAAGACAACUUUUUUUCUGGCAAAGUUCUCUUUCCUCUUAAGUCAAUAAAAUUACAUGUUAACACUUAGCAUUUACACCAGCCAAGGAAAAAUUUAUCAACGACGAAAUUUUCUGGAGUAAAUAACUGGACAAUUAGAGUAAAGCUUCCUUCGACAAAUUUUCACUAGUAGUGUACAUAACACUAGUUUUUUCUGUACACUUCCUAUUAGAAAACCUUUUCGUGUAAACGCCUCGCUGGCUUGCGCCAACCGAGGUGAUUUUUGGCUUUACAAAACAAUUUUCUUUCUCAUAAUGCUAGGGAUUACUUAGAUGAAAAUGUGAGAUAGUCAUACCGUAUUUUACAAGUAAUGAACAUUAACAGAUAUUUUCCGCGACAUUUUCACUUUUGAUAUGACACAUCAUCAUGACUGUUUAUUAUUUUGUGGUCAAACAUAUCAUUUUCAUGUUUUAAAGUUAUGAUUUCACUCAAAGCCGCGUGUUUUUGUUUCGUUUUAAGUUUAUAUGUGGUUAGUGAAAUAUUGUAAUAUAGUUCGGCUUUCAUGAACUAACUUUCCUUUAUUAUCUUGAUAAGAACUUUCAAAAACAUCUCAUUUGCAUCAGUUUGGACUAAAAAAAAUUUGAUGAGCGUUUCUGUACAAAAUAUCUCAGACUCAUAUCAAUGUAAAUCGCGGUCUGUCUUGAUUUGACGUUCAGCAAGGUGUAUUGCAAAUGUUUUGUAUACUUAUGCAAGCUGUUUGCUUGGAAAUUUUUUAAUAAGCACAUAUAUUUUUGUUGUGGUAUAGUUUUCCUUCUCCAUAACUAGUACUGGAAAUAAUUAAAUCCUAUCGUCCGUGACAUAAAUUCAUAACUUUAUCCAUUUAUUCAUGGUAAGCUUAAGUAAGGAACCUUUACCUAACUCCGCUUGUUCACGAUUCAAAGCCUCUUACGAGGCUCCUUUAUUAAGAAAAAAAAAAAAAAAAAAAAAAAAAGACAUCUUAAUAUUACUGAUGAAGAGGAGAAACUUGAAAAGCCGAAAGAAAGCCUUUUCCACUCUUGUCAUAUAUUUUUGCAAGGAAGGUAACAGGUAACUAUCAAAUUCAUGUAUCUGAUAGAAAAACAGACAAAACUGACAAAAAGAACAUGCACAUGAUCUUCGCAGUAAUAAACAUAACUUGAGCAGUGGUGAAAACAAGACAAAAGUGGCAUCCAGCAAGAAUUUUCACUAUAGGUGAUUUUUGACUCAUUUGAACGUGAAAAUAAAUGGAAAUAAUAUAUUAGCAUAAGCCAUUCAAUAAAAAUUAUAGUAAGCCAGUGUAUCAUUUCUUAUUCCUUUUGGUGGUCUUAUCUUACAGGCAUUACUUAGCACGAUCGACACCUCUUUUUCUUAGAGGUGUCUUAAGGUGUAGACAGGUAUUGUUUUUCAUCUUCCGCACUGAAUUUAUGAUCAGGUAAUUUAUAUGAAUAGCACGUAGCUCUUUUGGGGGCGGUGCCUUGGGUACGCCCUUUCUUCUCCGAAUUUUCUGUUUAUUCUGUCGUUAUGUGACAGUCUUCGAGGAUUAUUUUCUCUCAGGAUAUCUCCUCAACUUCGAUUUUAAUUCUGUCAGUAAGUUUAUUAUAUUUUUUUUAUUAGCAAUCUUGAUUUUGUUUCGCCCGAACUUGACCGUAAGAUCUAAGAAAUUUAAGGUAGAAAGUCAUUUUGUAAAACGAAAACAUCGCGAAGGUACCUACUUAGUAUGCGAACACUCCGCUCUGCGUAACUUAGCGUGAUUCGCUGGUUAAGUGUAAAUAAUUUGGACCCAACACAUUAACCAUCUCCCAGUUGGCUUGUUAACUCAGUUGAUAGAGCGCUGCACCGGUAUCGCAGAGGUCAUGGGUUCAAAUCCCGUACGGUCCUGAAUUUUUUUCAGGUCCUAUUUUCAACUACUUAUUUCAGUAGUGUUCUUAGCCGCGAGGAGCUCUUAAUUUCAUCUCUUCACCGCAGUGCAAAUAUAUGAAUUUCAUAUAUCUAAAAGCAUGACGAAGGUUAGAGAUUGACAGCUCAGUAAGCGUCACCUUUGUAAGCGGUGACCCACACUUUUCUUUGUUAAACCAGAGCUAGUCGCCGUUGUAUUAACUUACGUAAUAAAAGAGGGAAUAAAACAAAAAGUCAACUGGACGACGAGUGUUAGGAAACUACUUCUAAGGGCCUGUUUGCAUGGAGGUGGGGGACCCCAGGUAGGUGAGGUAACCCACCUAAGUGGGGUAACCCGCCUGUCCAUAUAAUUUCUUAUUUCAUUUUGAUCAUGUUUACAUGAUAGGUGGGGUGACCCGCCAUGGCGGGUUGCCCGAUCUGCCAGGUUGGGUAACCCUGUCAGCCGGGGUGACAAUUUGUCAUGUAAACGUGUCAAGGUGGGGUAACCCGCCUAGCCGGGGUCGCGGUUCAGGGCAAAAAGCUCAAAAGCGAAACAUGUAUGUUUUAAAACUUUGUACAUUUCCUAACCGUUUCAUGGCAGAAAUCACCAGAAACCGCAACGAAUACACAAGGAGUGUAAAAUAUUCACAUUUCGGAAUAUUUAGCAUUGUAAAUCGACCAUAUUUGGUUUCCCAAACUAUUCCGUCGAACGUAUUAAGUCAAAGGUUUCACGCGAAACCAAACACCGCGUAACACAACGCGUGACGCUUUCAUGAAUAAAUACAUAUGUGUACGAGAAUUAAUCUUUCGUCCUUUUCGAGAUGUGAGCUUGGGACGCCUCUGCUAAAACUCCUUAAUUGCAAGUGCAACAACAACCUCAAGAAACCUCACCCCAGCACCCCGGGGUUGUAAGAUUGCAUGUAGACGCGUUUUAUUUUUCGACCACGGCUAGGCGGGUUACCUCACCUACCUGGAGUCCCCCACCUCCAUGCAAACAGGCCCUAACACAAAGCCUGAAAAAAAAAUUCAGGCCUGCACGGAUGUUGAACCCAAGACCUCUGCGAUACCAGUGCGGUGCUUUAUCAAUUGCAACAAAAAGCCAAGUGUAUGAGAGCUGGUUAUUUUGUUGGUUCAUUUAUUCAUCGUCACCUUACGGAUUUAUUACGAACCAACAAAAUGACCAGCACCCAGUUGGCUUGUUAGCUCAGUUGGUAGAUUUUGCACGGCAACGUUUGGUCUUUGGAGCAACUUUUUAUAUUUGACAACCUCAGGCAAUUUUUGCCUUACUGAUAAAUUUUUGAGCAACAUUUGUGUUUAGAGUACAUACCAUGCACGCGGAUUAAGUCAACGAUUUCAUAAAAACUUCGAUCUAUGCAAAUUUCUUGAAUGUUUCGUAGGCCCUUUAUCAAAUAGUAGUGCAGAUAAUCGGCAAGAAUGACGCACAAGAUAGCUAUCAGUGUUAAUUUACCUCCCAUGGAUGGUUAGAAGCCGUCUUCAUUUGCGAGCAAAUCUUUAAAGCUAGGUUUAUCAUUGCGAAGAAAGAAAAAUGUAGCUUUAAUGAACGUUUAUUUGAAAAUGUCAAGAAAUUUAGGGAGCAACUUUUUGGAUUUUUGGCAAUUUUUUUUAGCGACUUUUUGGCAUUCUCGUGAGCAACUUUUCAGCAAAGCACAGUCGGGACAGACCUCGUUGGUGGAGCACUGCACCAGUUCUGGAUGCAACUCCUGUACGGGUCUGAAUUUUUCCUUUCAGGUUUUCCUUUUACUUCUGCGAAAGCAAUAUUCGCUAUUGUAAAGUUCGCUCUCAAAUUAUUUUCAUUUAUAUUAAUUCGCAUCUCACGUACAUGAUUUUCAUAUAUUCAGUCAAAACUGAAAAAAAAAAAAUCACAUUCACCGGGGAAAAAAAAGAAGAAAAGAAUUAAUUACCAGGUGUCUUCAAUGCUCGGAAUCGAUCCUGAAUGUUCACAUUUCGAGUGCUCCACUUAACACAAGAUAUUGGACCUACCGUGACGCUCGCGGUAUGUGCCAAUGAGAUGUAGUUUUAUUACUCCUUGUCACGUCACGCAAUAGUUGUCAACCAGAAAGAUCUCAAAUUUGCAUUUUUAUGUUUACAAGCUCUGUUGCGCAUUUGGUAUUUACGAUUACGAUUCAAAUGCACCAACGUGAUAAAUUUUAUUUUGCUUAACUGCAGACAUUAGUGAUAGAAAAGAGGCGAAGAGACCCUUUACAGUUUAGGGUUUCACAACACUCGAUUGCACAACCUCAGCGGACUUGUGAUCUGCGCAGAAAUUUUCUCGCCAGUGGUUUCACUUUUCUCCGUGUCUCAGUCGCAGACGGUCGUUACCUCAAUAGGUAAGUGCUAUGUAAUUUUUCAUCAUGAAAGUUUUCUCAUCUGUAUCUUGUGGGUUAGAGGAUUUUAUGGAAAGCAUUUUGCAUUGCAAAAUAAUUGUCAUGUUCUUUGAACUUGGCAAGCCCCGAGAAAAUUUGACCUGAAUUGUCGUUCUGGUCUUCACUGAAGUGAUCAUUUAGGCUUUGCAGAGUACGAUUUAGCUUUCGAUCGAUGUGACAAAUCUCAGACUAUUUUUCCAUAUUGUAAUCAUUGUUAUUUAAAUGAACAUCCUAGAUACGUGGAUCGAUACAAAACAGUAAUAAUAGAGACGUACGUAUAAAGUUGUGCACAGAACUCAACUUUCGGUUUCGCAAUGAUCUUGAACCAGUGGGCCUUUCUUUUUACAUUUUCGUCAUUGCUCGAUGAUUUUUUUUUUAUCCAAACCAUGAAAUUUUGUCAUAACCCAAUAGAAGUCUCAUGGCGAACAUUUACAGUGACGCGAAGUUUAUUUAAAGCGCGACAAACAAAGUGUUUGAAAUAACGUUCCGUUUCAUUAGAUUUUGAGAAGGCAGUCUUUCCUGUUCUUAUCAUCGACUCCAUCUAAAGUCAUUGGAAUAGAAAACAGGUAAAUAGUCAUAGCAAAAAAGAAAAGUCUUCGUCGGUCAAGGUUGAACAUAUGUAGCGCGUGCUGGCUUUCCUGUUAGUCAGUGCGGGCGGAACAGCUUUGCUUUUUGCAGGGUAGGCCAUGGCUGUAUUAACAUUCCCUAUGGUAAUCAGAGAACCCAUUGUACCCUUCAAUUGUUUUAGUCUUUGUUUGUUUUACGCUUUUUUUUUUUUUUUUUUUUUUUGGUGUUUAUUAACCAAGAUUCUAGGUAUUGAGGAGGAAAUUUUUUUAUAAGUUUUUUUUCUUGUCACAUGAAGUGAUCAAUUAAAGCAUUUGACCCCUAGUCUGUGGUCCUGUAUUUUUCGGUCACCCCGCCCUUGCCCGCGGAGUAGUCGUACAGCACGGUGGUGCAAAUCGCUCCGUUUGCCAAAGAAGGGCUGCGUCUGCCUCAGAAGCAACUUGAGAGUUAAUUUACGGUAAAUGUGAGAGGAAAUUACGGAAAUUUGAUCGAUGACCGCUUGAAUAAAGGGGCCGUGUUCAAGACAUUUGACUGUAUUUUCUUGCAUACACGAAUGGAACCAUGUCGUGGUCGGCUAAAAAUUUCACUUGAUCUGCUUUCCAUUUUGAUCUACUCUAUGAGCUCUAUAUGCGCAAUCUUGAAUCAUUGUUGUCUAUUUUCUCAUCUUGCUUAGCUGAAAGUUUGCAGUCACCCCUUGCGUUAAUUUUGUCGGUAACAAAACACUGCGUGACCAGUUCUUUCAAAGAGAGAGCAGAAUGUUUUUGUUUCCCUCUAAUUGUAGCCUGCGGACAUUCUCCCGAUUUUCUGCGCAAAAUUUAUUAGGAAGCUUUCAGAACGGUCAAAUUUUGAGUACCAUGGGUGAAUGAAUUGAUUAAGCGUGCGAGUAAGCCCUCAUUAUUAGAAUCUAUGAGGUGUUGAACAAUCGGUGGGUAGUCUGCAAGGGGUCUAAACUUGAAUAUUAGUGUUUGACUCCCGGCAAACCUUUCUCUCAGCUCCUUCUCCUCCUCCGUCUCAAAUCUUUCCGCUAGCGGAGAAAAGCCUGUCCUACAUCGCAAAUAAUGUUAAGGAAGUGAAAAACUGCCGACCUUCUUCAUAGUUUGAUGCUAAUUUUUGACGCCUGCCUUAUCACACCGCUUCUCUAGAGGUGUCUUUCUCUCGUUUGUGGUUCGAUCUAGCUUUUCACCUUUUGGGCUUUAGAUUUCACGCGUAGUAUUACGUGAUUUUUGAUGUAGACAAACCCCGAAAGUUCAGACAUCGAGUCUAGCUCGCAGGACAUGUAUCCAAACUUCGGCUUUGGAAAUUUUUCUUAAAUAACUUCCCACUUUUAAGCGGAUUUAUCUGACAAUCUACGCACUAAACACCCUGAAAAUACCUUAUCAGAUACAUCACUUUAUGCAGAACUAAUUCGAUUAUUCCAUGCCGCAACGCUUCCUGUAACAUUCUUCGUAUCUGCUUCAACGGCCGCCAAAUGACAACUUGCUUAAUAAACGAUCAAAUAAAUGAAAAAAGAAAGAUGUCAAUUUUGAGCGAAGACACGCUUCUUGAAGGUGGGACGUUAUAGAAGAAAAAUUUCCAAAGCCGAAGUUUGGACACAUGCUGCGAGCUCGACUCAAUGUCCGAACUUUCGGGGUUUGUUUACAUCAAAAAUCACGUGAUACUACACAUGAAAUCUAAAGCCCAAAAGGUGAAUUUGGUAGCUUAACUGUUUGUAGAUAUUGAGCUGAACAAAUCGACGUCUGAACGAUGACAGCUGAUGUUAAAUAUCCCAAGCGUUUCUUGGAUUUAACCAUAGACUCGCCAGUGGAGGACUCGAAACUCGCGUAUGACGAAAUGGCUCAGGUCUGGGAAAAGGUAACCGCUAUAAAUUCAUGGUUUGUUUGGUAGUAUCCUGCACAGCCGAUGCGAAGAUAACGAUUUGGCAUCAAAUAUCCAAGUUUGGCCUUCCAUUAGGCUAACGUAGACGGGGGGGUAGGUACUCAGACACUUAAGGGUACUUUGGUAGGGGGUUGCUGUUGAGGUCUACAAACGUCGUCGUUGAAAUGAUGAACCGGCUGUUCUUCUUAAAUAUAUAACUUUCAAGGGGCCAAUCAGUAUUUAUCGGCGGGGAGGGGAAGGGACGUAUAGCGGAACGUAGCGGGGGAGGGGGGGGUCAAUCGUCGCCAACAGAGCCUAAUCAGGGGGUAUCGGGUAAAUUUUACCAUACUAGCCCUGGUUGUUCAAAGGAUGGAGAAAUUUAACCACUGGAUGAGCUUAUCCGGUGUAUAAGAUGGCUAUCCAGUGGAUAAUUAUCCAACAAAUAACAAGUUAUCCAUCCUUUAAACAAACGGGGCUUGGUCCCAAAAUGUCGCCUAUGCGGGAAACCAGUAAUCCCUUGACUGUCAUUUUGUAUCUUUUUGCCUUCGCAGAUUAGCGAUAACACUGGUUACAAAGGGCAUAUUCUGUGCGUUGAGGCGUUCGAUCGAACCAUGGAAAAUAAAGAGGUUUAUCCAAACCCAGGGAAAGACAUAAGAAUCCUCGAUGCCGGAGCGGGUACGGGAGGAAUUGGUGAGAUGCUGAAAGCUCGAGGUUAUACCAAUGUUGACGCAUUGGACAUCUCGCAAGAAAUGCUGAAUAUUGCGGCAGCCAGGAACAUUUACAAGAAACUCAUCUGUGCUCCUCUGAAGGACACGCACAUGGAAGAGAUUGAAACUGCUGAAUAUGAUACUGUGCUGUGUGCAGGCACCAUCGUAUAUGGGCAAGUGAAACCUGGGGCAAUCGAACAGUGUGCAAGAUUUGUAAAACCUGGUAUGAUAGCAUUUAGAAAAAAAGGUUUUUAAGUUUAAUUUAAUCCAUAUUGAUUGAAUAUGCUAUGACGAAGAUAACGACCACAGCUUUACGUAUUGAAGUUUGUAAACUCUCACGAGACACCCUUAGCGCACUUGACAGAAGCCCUUUACCCCCAAGACUCUGUCGGUAUACCGUCGGGAUAUCCUCGGGAAACCCUCAAAACACUUUCGGGUCAUCCCCGAGAUCAACACGGGUGUCCCCAUUUUUCCCGUUAUUAAGGUAAUUUACACAUAACCUUGUGAUAAUUUUUAGUUCGGGGAUUUUUGUUUGUGUUAUUGAAUGGCUACGGCAACUGUUAUACGGUGAACAGACAACAAGUAAAAUAAUUUUUAAGUGAAAAAAAUAUUGUUAGCGCAUCGCGCGGAACUCUGGGAGUGAGGCGUACUCCCAGAGUUGUGCGGGGCGCGCGAACAUCAACUUUUAUUUGGCCGAUUUUUUUUCGACUUGCACGACGGACUUCGAAAAGAAGGGACUGCUCGUAGCCUACACAGCGAAGCAAAGGUUUUGCAAAUACAACAUGUAUUGCGUUGCUUGUCUUUUGUUUCUUAACUUAAUGAAAUCAGUAAAGGACGAGUACUUUCGUAUCAUGAGGCGAAUAAAUUCCCCCAGGGGACAAGGGAAAGGUACUAUAACUUCGGUUUUUUGCUCUUUCAGGAGGUCUGUUUAUUUUCUCCAUCCGCGUGGAUUCCUUCGAUCCAGUGGGUUUGGGUUUCAGUGAAAAAUGCCAAGAGCUGGAGAAAAAUGGCAAAUGGAGUUUGGUGUUAAAAGAGAAACGCGAGUUGCAUGCUGCGCCCAACGAGGAGCGACUUCGGUACUGCUACCUCAUCACUUACAAGAUACUUAAAUGA